Prionailurus viverrinus (fishing cat) is the source of this 935-nucleotide messenger RNA. It is a transcript of the gene ELOC, whose product is annotated as elongin C. Gene Ontology annotation, biological process: ubiquitin-dependent protein catabolic process. Lineage: Eukaryota; Metazoa; Chordata; Mammalia; Carnivora; Felidae. The transcript is spliced from 3 exons. The record is from RefSeq and is a predicted model, not a curated record. Gene Ontology annotation, molecular function: protein-macromolecule adaptor activity. Bases 410 to 700 code for a protein of 96 amino acids. Gene Ontology annotation, cellular component: elongin complex.
UUCUUGAGAUGGAAUCUACUCCUGGUAAAGAUACUGUGACAGUUGUUGAAAUGACAAGAAAGGAUUUAGAGUAUUACAUAAACUCAGUUGAUAAAGCAGUGGCAGGGUUUGAGAAGAUUGAUUCCAAUUUUGAGAGAAGUUCUCCUGGGGUCAGAUGCUGUCAAAUAGUAUCACGUACUACAGAGAAAUCGUUCCUGAAAGGAAGAGUUGAUCAAUGCUGCAAAUUUCAUUGUCUGAUUUUAUAUAAUUGCCACAGCCACCCCAGCCUUCAGCAACCACCACCCUGCUCAGUCAGUGACCAUCAACAUCAAGGCAUGAACCUCCACCAGCAAAAAGAUUACUACUCACUGAAAGCUCAGACAAUGAUGGAGAAGAGAAAACCUAUGGCGGCUGUGAAGGCCCCGAUGCCAUGUAUGUCAAAUUGAUAUCUUCGGAUGGUCAUGAAUUUAUUGUAAAAAGAGAACACGCACUAACAUCUGGAACAAUAAAAGCCAUGUUGAGUGGCCCAGGUCAGUUUGCUGAGAAUGAAACUAAUGAAGUCAAUUUUAGAGAGAUCCCUUCACAUGUGCUAUCAAAAGUAUGCAUGUAUUUUACCUACAAGGUUCGCUACACUAACAGCUCCACGGAGAUUCCUGAAUUCCCAAUUGCACCUGAAAUUGCACUGGAACUGCUGAUGGCUGCGAACUUCCUAGAUUGUUAAAUAAAAUAAAUUAUAAUAAACUGUUAACUUUUUUCAGUAUUUAAUACCUGUAGUUCAGUUAGUAAUUUUUUCAUAUAUAGCAUGUUGCCUGUGUGCAGUUGAACUUUAAAGUUCAUUGCAAAGCAGAUUAUCUUCUGUUCUUUUGCAUAGCAAUCAGAGUUGAAAUUUGUUUGCUACAUCAACAAAUUGAGGACAUUUUCACAAAUUGAGAAAUAAACAAAUAUGCCAAUUCGUA